GAAGGGAUGGGCUGCGCCCCCAGCAUCCACGUCUCGCAUAGCGGUGUGAUUUACUGCCGGGACUCGGAGGAGUCCAACUCCCCCCACCAGACCACCACCAUCUCGCAGGGCACCGCCACCCUGCACGGCCUCUUCGUCAAGACAGACGCGGCCGACUCCAUCCCCUCCGUCCUCGCUUACCAGAGCCGGGAGCCGCCGCCCUCCGCCGCUCCCCGCCGCAAGGAGCGUAGGGAGUCCGGCGGUGCCUCCGCCCGGUCCAGGACGCCCCACUGCUGCAGCGUCGAGGCGGAGACCCAGACCAGCAGCUCCAGCGUCAAGCAGGCUUCAACUACAGAAGUACAAGUUGGGCCCAUGAGACUGACACAAUACCCAAUUCAGGUUUUGCUGAUCUUUGCAAAAGAAGACAACCAAAGCAAUGGAUUCUGGUGGGCUUGUGACAGAGCUGGAUACAGGUGCAAUAUUGCCUGGACUCCAGAGUCAGCGCUUGAAUGUUUCCUUGAUAAGCACCAGGAAAUAAUUGUUAUAGAUCACAGGAACUCCAGAUAUUUUGAUGCAGAAGAUAUCUGCAGGUCCAUUCGUGCUGUAGAGCCAUCAGAGCACACUGUAAUACUUGCUGUGGUUCCACGCAUAUCUGCUGACCAAGAAGAGACUUCUGUUCUUCCCCUUCUUGAUGCAGGCUUUGAUAGGCAAUUCAUGGAGAACAGCAGUGUAACUGCUUGUUACAAUGAACUGGUUCAAAUAGAACAUGGGGAAGUGCGAUCUCAGUUCAAAUUACGAGCUUGUAAUGCAGUGUUUACAGCAUUAGACCAUUGUCAGGAAGCUGUAGAAAUAACCAGUGAAGAUCAUGUCAUUCAGUAUGUUAACCCAGCCUUUGAACAGAUGAUGGGAUACCGCAAGGGAGAGCUUAUUGGCAAGGAACUUACUGAAUUACCUAAAAGCGAUAAAAACUGUGCCGAUCUUUUAGACAACAUAAACACAUUCAUUAAAAAAGGAAAGGAAUGGCAAGGAGUUUACUACGCAAAAAGAAAAUCAGGAGACAGUAUCCAGCAGCACGUGAAGAUAACACCUGUGAUAGGUCAAGGAGGGAAAAUAAGACAUUUUGUGUCCCUCAAGAGGCUGCAUUGUACCAAUGAAAACAACAAACAGGUCUACAAGAGUCACCAUGAAGAGAAGUACACAGGAGACAAUUCUCAGUCAGAAUCCAAUUCCUACAAAUGCAAGAACAGAAGGAAAGACUCAGUUGAUGUUAAGUCAAUAACAUCUCAAAGUAGUGAUGCAGCUCCAAGUUUACAGACCCGACGGUACUCUUCAGUGGCAAGGAUUCACUCAAUGACCAUAGAAGCUCCUAUCACAAAGGUCAUUAACAUAAUUAAUGCUGCCCAGGAAAACAGCCCCAUCACAGUAGCAGAGGCCUUGGACAGAGUUCUGGAAAUCCUGCGAACAACAGAGCUUUACUCUCCUCAGCUAGGUACCAAAGAUGAAGAUCCUCAUACAAGUGAUCUUGUUGGAGGUCUGAUGACUGAUGGCUUGAGAAGAUUGUCAGGAAAUGAGUAUGUGUUUUCUAAGAAUAUGAACCUGAGCCACAGUCACCUUCCAGUGCCAAAUACCAUCAGUGAUGUUCCACUCUGUAUUGCACAGCUCCUAGAUAACGAGGAAAGCUGGGACUUCAAUAUUUUUGAGUUGGAGGCUGUUACAAAUAAAAGGCCAUUAGUGUACUUGGGCUUAAAAGUUUUUGCCCGGUUUGGGGUCUCCGAGUUUUUAAACUGCUCAGAAGUAACGCUGAGGGCAUGGCUGCAGGUCAUUGAGGCCAACUACCAUUCCUCCAACUCCUACCACAACUCCACACACGCGGCAGAUGUCCUGCAUGCUACUGCCUUCUUUCUUGGCAAGGAGAGAGUUAAGGGAAGUCUGGACCAUUUAGAUGAGGUAGCUGCAUUAAUAGCUGCCACCAUUCAUGAUGUAGACCACCCUGGACGGACCAACUCUUUCCUGUGCAAUGCAGGCAGUGAAUUAGCUGUCCUUUACAAUGAUACAGCCGUAUUAGAGAGUCAUCACACAGCACUGGCAUUUCAGCUUACAACUAAAGACAGCAAAUGCAACAUUUUCAAGAAUAUCGACAGAAAUCGCUACCGGACAUUGCGCCAGGCCAUUAUUGAUAUGGUUUUGGCAACAGAGAUGACGAAGCACUUUGAGCAUGUGAACAAAUUUGUGAACAGUAUCAACAAGCCUAUGGCAUCUGAGGAGACCAGCCCACACAGCGAAGGCAGCGACACUGACUGUACAGCCAAUAUAAAGAAUUUUCCAGACAACCAGACACUGAUCAAGCGCAUGAUGAUUAAAUGUGCAGAUGUAGCAAAUCCAUGUCGCCCUCUAGAGCUGUGUAUCGAAUGGGCCGGGAGGAUUUCAGAGGAGUAUUUUGCACAGACUGAUGAAGAGAAGAGACAGGGUCUGCCUGUUGUAAUGCCAGUAUUUGACAGAAACACCUGCAGCAUCCCCAAGUCUCAGAUUUCCUUCAUUGAUUAUUUUAUAACAGAUAUGUUUGAUGCGUGGGAUGCAUUUGCACAUCUGCCUGUUUUGAUGCAACACCUGGCUAAUAACUAUAAGCACUGGAAAACACUGGAUGAUUUAAAGUGCAAGAGUCUCAGGCUUCCAUCAGAAAACAACAACUGAUACAAAAUCCAAAAAAAAAGACCACUUGCUCUGCCAGUUUCACUGUGAAUUACUUACGGACUCUUGGCU
This is a messenger RNA of Empidonax traillii (willow flycatcher), 2739 nucleotides long. RefSeq names its product phosphodiesterase 8B (gene PDE8B). Bases 7 to 2670 code for a protein of 887 amino acids. Gene Ontology annotation, biological process: signal transduction. Gene Ontology annotation, molecular function: 3',5'-cyclic-AMP phosphodiesterase activity. Lineage: Eukaryota; Metazoa; Chordata; Aves; Passeriformes; Tyrannidae. The record is from RefSeq and is a predicted model, not a curated record. The transcript is spliced from 22 exons.